AUGCGUGAGCAGGGGUGUUGCGGGGUUGAUUUGGGGGAGGUUAACAGGGGAAACAAUGGGCUGAGUUUAGAGUCAGGCAGAGAAUCUACAUCCCCAAAACGUUCUAGAAGUAGAUCUGGAUUUAACUCGGAACCAUCUGUCCAAGGACCUUCAUACGCACAUGGACUACGAAGACAAUCACCAGAACACAUAAGUCCAUUGGGAAAAGAAGGAGAAGCAGGACCCACAAAUGCACAAGGACUACGAAUAAAUAUAGGGCAUCCCUCAGAACCACAAAGACCAAGACAAGGAUUACCUUCUCCUCCAAUGGGAAGGCAUGUAGCUCCAGCUCCACAUUUAGCCCUCGUUCUAACUCCAGUUAAAGCUCCAGCUCCAACUCCAACUCCAGUUCGAGCUCCAGCUCCAGCUCUAACUCCAGCUCCAGCUCUAGUUCGAGCUCCACCUCCAACUCUAACUCCAGCUCGAGUUCCAGGUCCUCCAUCUCCACAUUCUUCAAUUGGCUCUAGCGAUGACGUUAAUGAUUAUUAUGACUUGAUGCAAUCCUCAACUUCUGCUUCUAGUCGGUACAGUUCAGAAGUUGAUAAAGAUUUCGGAAUGGGGUAA
Belonocnema kinseyi is the source of this 603-nucleotide messenger RNA. Its product is annotated as skin secretory protein xP2-like. The transcript has 2 exons. The coding region runs from base 1 to 603 and encodes 200 amino acids. The record is from RefSeq and is a predicted model, not a curated record. NCBI's taxonomy places the organism in Eukaryota, Metazoa, Arthropoda, Insecta, Hymenoptera, Cynipidae.